GGCCUUUGGUGAAUCCUUAUAUGGGAAAAACUUGUCAAAGUAUUCAUACUUUAUUUACUCAAAAAAAUAAAACAUGGCGUUGGUGAACAUAUUAAUAGUUUUGGCUCUUUGUUGGUUGGUCGCGGUCAAAGCUGGCCUUAACGAGGACUACCUACGCGAGCACAAUCGGUUGAGAAAGGAUCACGGCACUCCUGCGCUUAUUUUAGACGACUCCCUAUCUAAAGGGUGCGAGGAAUAUGCAAAAGAGUUAGCCGAAAAAGAGGUUAUGGCCCAUUCAACUGAUGGAGGCACAAAGUAUGGUGAAAACUUGUGCAUGCGGUCAGAAAAACCUUUACAAUGUGUUCAAGAUUGGUACGAUGAAAUAGAGGACUACAACUUUGAUAAUCCAGGGUUCUCUAUGGGUACUGGCCAUUUUACCGCCCUAGUUUGGAAGAGUGCAAAAAAACUAGGUAUCGGCCAGGCCAAAGAUAAACAAGGGCACUACUGGGUGGUAGGAAGAUAUUAUCCACCAGUGAAUGUUUAUGGGAAGUUUAAAGAAAAUGUUCCGAGGCCGCUCUCGCAGAGUGGGGGUGGUGGUGGACAAGGUCAAGGACAUGUUUCUAGUGACGACAACGAAGACAACUCUAAUAUGAUUCGAGUUAACACCAUUCUCAUCUUGAUUGCCUUGUGCCUUCUCUUCACGAAUUAA
This is a messenger RNA of Drosophila takahashii, 688 nucleotides long. Its product is annotated as Golgi-associated plant pathogenesis-related protein 1-like. The record is from RefSeq and is a predicted model, not a curated record. Lineage: Eukaryota; Metazoa; Arthropoda; Insecta; Diptera; Drosophilidae.